AUGGACGAUGACGAGGCUAACGCUGAGGAUCAGGAGAAUCGGGACACUACGAAUCAAGUGGAUUACGACGUCAGCUUUGAUGAUAAUUCUGACCAAUACUCCAUUGAAGCUCUCGACGAUGAUUGUGACCCUCUGAUUCUUCCUUUGGGUCAUGAUGACGCUGCAGGAAACUCAUACACAAAUGGAGGAAAACCUGACGAGCCUGCGAAAAGUACGGGCAAAAGCGAAAGGAAACAUAAUUUAUCGCUGUGUGGAUCAUUCUUCAAGCGUAGGUUUGUUGGAGAAACAUCCGGUAGCUUGAUAGCUUCAAAAAUACUGUAUGGUGAUACAGUAGAGGAGAUUCUGCAAAGUGUGUGGACAAUUGUGAAGCCAAUCAUUUGUCGUGAAGUUAUUUUCAUCGAGGAUAAUGGAAGUCAGGUUCCUACCUGGGCUGAUAGUGAACCAUCGUAUGAGGAUUUGCAGAAAUUCGUUUAUAUGCAGAAUAAGAAUCGGAGACAUUCCAAUCGGAGACGAAUAAACAUUGACCAAAUUGACAGCAAACUGCUGAUUAGCUGGAACACGAAGGACAUACGAGUGCAUGUACACAUCUACUCAACGGCUGUAUCGUGCAAGCAACUGUGGGAUUUGGUCAACAAACAAUUGGUGCAGUUUCAGGAUACUGAUCGAGCGGGUGCUCCCAACAACCAGUCUCUCUCCGUGUUGGCUAAUGAGCUUCGAGAGUUGCAUGGAAGACAGUUUACGGGUCACGCUAGCGCGUGGAAGCUGUGGGCAAAUUACAUCCACACGGCUCCAGCACACGAACGGGAACGAAGAAUGGCAGAGUUACCUCCGUACUCCAUAAUUAAGUUCUUCAGGUCUGUACCUAUUUCCGAAGCUGUGCAGCUGGAAAGUACUCUAAAUGGGCUAUCUGUUGCCAGCACCAUCAAUGACGCAUUUUCAACGGAGCUAACAGUAUUGGAAGAAGAGGCCGACCAAUUGAUUGCACUGGGACAGAGGGUAAAGCACCGCAUUAGUGCACUGCGGGCUCGAUCAUCGAUCAAUUCGAGUCUAGUUUCAGCAAUGCAGGACUCUAUCAGACCAGAGGAGAAUGAAGUAAGCCGUUCCCUUGCAGAAAACGUUUCGGAUAUGUAUGAUAUUAAUCAUUCGUGA
Messenger RNA from Ochlerotatus camptorhynchus, 1149 nucleotides. RefSeq lists its product as uncharacterized. The transcript has 2 exons. The record is from RefSeq and is a predicted model, not a curated record. The coding region runs from base 1 to 1149 and encodes 382 amino acids. Lineage: Eukaryota; Metazoa; Arthropoda; Insecta; Diptera; Culicidae.